Messenger RNA from Seminavis robusta, 960 nucleotides. NCBI's taxonomy places the organism in Eukaryota, Bacillariophyta, Bacillariophyceae, Naviculales, Naviculaceae. The record is from the annotation of a GenBank genome assembly.
AUGAUACCUUCACGUUCGAUGCAUGCUGCAACAGGAAUGGUCUUGGUUUCAAGUCAAACGAGCCCACCAUCGUCUUUUUCAAAGCACAACGGAAGUAGUCUCGAAACAAAGUCCUUCCAAAAUGACCGCGACAAUGGCAAAUCAGAUGGGUUUAUUUACAUUCCCAAAUGCCGCAAAGCAAACUCAAAGGAUAAGGCAACCAUCGUGAAAACGAUUGCAACAAGCAGGGAUACCACGAUAGACAGCAAGAACAACAACAAUCGCUUCUCCGCUCUCGCCGAUGACGACUUUUGGCUUCGGCAGUACGUCACAAUGCAGUCUACACUUGAAGACGACGACACGUCCAUAUCAACCAUGGGAACAACAGGAACGACAUCAAUAGAUGGGGACUGUACGCUGCCAACACCACCUCGUGCAAACCGCAGUAAGCAGUCACGGUCUCGUCCAAGGAAAAAAUCACCACCGAAAACUCGCUGGGUUACAUCCAAUGACAAAAUUCAACAGCUGCCAUUGCCUCCCAUCCUAGCACAUCACAAUACUCCUCAAGUAGCUUGGGAAGUGUCCAGCAUCACGCCAGGGGACAAGAAAGAACGCAGAUCCAUGCAAACUAAGCAGCGCCGCAAAUCACUGGUCAAUACAGGUCGAGUCAAAACUCUACAACAACAUCAUGACUUAAAUCCACAUGAUGCUCUAGUAUGGCCGCAGUUAUCAUCUACGCAACAGCCGACUCGACGAUCGAGCAUCACGACCACUUCAAUGAAUAUGUCACCCAAGCCACGAUUCCUUGACAUUGCAACCAGAACAGCGACGAAUCAUGACAAGCUCAUCAUUCCUCUCUCUGACAGCAAGGAAUCAACACCGGCAAGCAACCAUGACCUCGACAACAAUUCCUCGGUUCCAACACACCGCAACAACAAUAGCAUGAGACCACCAACAAUAGGCAAGCGCUCCUAUCCAUGA